Messenger RNA from Porites evermanni, 333 nucleotides. The record is from the annotation of a GenBank genome assembly. Lineage: Eukaryota; Metazoa; Cnidaria; Anthozoa; Scleractinia; Poritidae.
AUGGCAGCUUCCAAGCCUAAAAGAUCAGUCAAACAAACACUCAAUCCAGAUUUUGUGUAUGACUUUCCUGCUAUGGUUUUUCCUACUGAUUUUGAUCCACAUGCGACUCCCUCGGCGGCCGCUCAGUCGGCCGCACAGGUCCCAGCGAAAACGCCAGCUGUGACGGGCGCUGUGGCAAAGAAGAAAUCUACAAAAUCCGCCAACAUUCAAGACCAACUGGAGCUGGAGCGGUUAAAACAGCAAAACCUUCAACUGGAGUUAAAGCUUCUUUCACAGAAAGAAAAAACUCGGCGCAGAAGCACUCCAAACAACACAAGACAAAAUGUCAGCUGA